Messenger RNA from Fusarium oxysporum Fo47, 765 nucleotides. Its product is annotated as TATA-binding protein. The coding region runs from base 1 to 765 and encodes 254 amino acids. Lineage: Eukaryota; Fungi; Ascomycota; Sordariomycetes; Hypocreales; Nectriaceae. Gene Ontology annotation, biological process: DNA-templated transcription initiation. Gene Ontology annotation, molecular function: DNA binding; RNA polymerase II general transcription initiation factor activity. The transcript has 4 exons. The record is from RefSeq and is a predicted model, not a curated record.
AUGGAAGGCAUCCAGACACACCCAUCGAACGCGGCGCAAGCCAAGGCGUUCACGGCGCCAGGAUCGCUAUCGUUCCCCGGAGCUACCAACGAGCUGACACCUCCGCCCGCCGGCACCGGUGAUGCUGCUCAGCGACCUGCCCUCAAUGGCCAGCAGGCGGCAAAUGGCAAUGGGGUGGCACCCGCAACGCCUGUCGCGACGCCUGCUGCUACUCAAGGACCUAGUGGAAUUACUCCCACUCUACAGAACAUCGUGGCUACAGUGAACUUGGACUGCCGCUUGGACCUCAAGACUAUUGCUCUGCACGCUCGUAACGCAGAGUACAACCCUAAGCGUUUCGCCGCUGUCAUCAUGCGAAUCCGCGAGCCCAAGACCACCGCUCUGAUCUUCGCUUCCGGCAAGAUGGUCGUCACUGGUGCUAAGUCUGAAGACGAUUCGAAGCUCGCUUCAAGAAAGUACGCUCGUAUUAUUCAGAAGCUUGGAUUCAAUGCCAAGUUCACCGACUUCAAGAUUCAGAACAUUGUCGGCUCUUGCGAUAUCAAGUUCCCUAUCCGACUUGAGGGUUUGGCAUCUCGCCAUCACAAUUUCAGUUCUUAUGAACCCGAGUUGUUCCCCGGUCUCAUCUACCGCAUGAUCAAACCCAAGAUCGUGCUUCUCAUCUUCGUCAGUGGCAAGAUCGUCUUGACUGGUGCCAAGGUCCGCGAGGAAAUCUACCAGGCCUUCGAGAUGAUCUACCCUGUGCUGCAAGAUUUCCGCAAAGUCUAA